AUGUCUCGAUACCAAACCCUUUAUGCCGAACAACAAGGUCCUGGCGACGCUCGACCUACGGCAUUGGAAAUUGUGCAGGACGAAGACCUUGUUGGCAAAUUGACGGACAAGGCCGUCUUUAUCACCGGUGCUAACCAGGGUCUUGGCCUCGAAACGGCUCGGGCUCUGCAUGCUACAGGCGCGACGAUCUACCUAGGCGUAAGAGAUGUCAAGAAAGGACAGGAGGCAAUCGACAGCAUUCUGUCCUCUUCAAAGGACAAGAACAAGGACUCUUUACGCCUCAUUCAAAUGUCUCUUGACUCGCUGGAAUCAGUACGCUCUGCAGCCAAGGCAUUUUUGACUCAGAGCGACAAGCUCAACAUCCUAAUCCUCAAUGCCGGUGUCAUGGCUACUCCGGAAGGACGUACUGUGGACGGCUUCGAAACGCAUUUCGGCACUAAUCACCUCGGCCAUUUCCUCCUCUUCCAAUUACUGAAGCCCACGUUGUUGGCAAGCGUUACCCCUUCAUUCAACUCGCGCGUUGUUGUUGUUGCCUCCGCUGGACACCGCCAUACUGGGAUCCGAUUUCACGACCUCAAUUUCGAUGAACCAGGCUCUUAUGAGCCCUAUACCGCCUACGGUCAGUCCAAGACUGCGAACAUCUACCUCGCCAACGAGAUAGAGAGACGCUACGGCCCGAAGGGCUUGCAUGCGCUAUCCUUGCAUCCUGGUGGCAUCAUAACCAACUUGGCUCAAUACGUUGAUCGGGAGUUGCUAAAGGACAUGUCGAAAGGCAAGAAUUUCAUGAUGAACGCCGAACAGGGUGCUGCCACAACUGUAUAUGCAGCCCUUAGCAAAGAGUGGGAAGGGCGAGGUGGCCGUUACCUUGCCAAUUGUAUUGAGCAAGGUCCACUGGACCCCAACUCUUCUCAAUUUGACGGUGACAGUGUUGGAUAUGCUCCUUGGGCAUAUGACGUAGAAAAGGCUGCAAAGUUGUGGGAUGUAUCGUGCGAACUUGUCCAUAUAGCUGAGAUAGAAUAA
Messenger RNA from Phaeoacremonium minimum UCRPA7, 1020 nucleotides. RefSeq names its product putative ww domain-containing oxidoreductase protein. NCBI's taxonomy places the organism in Eukaryota, Fungi, Ascomycota, Sordariomycetes, Togniniales, Togniniaceae. The record is from RefSeq and is a predicted model, not a curated record. The coding region runs from base 1 to 1020 and encodes 339 amino acids. The transcript has a single exon.